Messenger RNA from Centrocercus urophasianus (Greater sage-grouse), 3629 nucleotides. Its product is annotated as sulfotransferase 2B1-like. Gene Ontology annotation, biological process: sulfation. Gene Ontology annotation, cellular component: cytoplasm. The transcript has 3 exons. Gene Ontology annotation, molecular function: sulfotransferase activity. Bases 485 to 865 code for a protein of 126 amino acids. The record is from RefSeq and is a predicted model, not a curated record. Lineage: Eukaryota; Metazoa; Chordata; Aves; Galliformes; Phasianidae.
AGGUGAAGUGCCUAGCAAGGCACAAAAAAGCACACAAAUUUGAUUUUUAAUUUGUCUACCUUCUACAGAUUUCAUUUUUCUCUUGGAAAUCUUGGCCAGCAGGCCCCUUAAAGCCACGUCCCAGGACCCUGGCAUCCUUCCAUCCCCAACCCCUUUUCACCAUGAUCUGUGUCUGUUCCUGCUCCUGUGUUUGCAGGAUGAGGAAGCAGCAUUGUCUAAACAGCAUCUGUUUGAGCAAGGAAACAGCAGCAGAAAGGUGGCUGGAGAAGACCCCAUUGCUCAUCUGCAACAGCUGAACCUCCCAGUCACACAUGAUUUCAGGAUGCUGUUGCUCAGUUUUGCAUCUUGUUAACUUCUCCCUGCCUAAUGAGGCCCCUCCUCUUCCCUGCACACCUCAUGCCAUGCCAUGAUCACCCCAUAGACUUGUGCCUUCUGUCUCCCAUCAGUGCCCCAUGGCUCCUGGUUUGAACAUGUCCGAGGCUGGAUGGAGAUGAAGGACAGGGAGAAUUUCUUCUUCAUCACCUACGAAGAGCUGAAACAGGACCUGCAAGGCAGUGUGAGACGCCUCUGCCAUUUUCUGGGACAGAAUUUGGAUGACGAUGCUAUCUCCUCAGUAGUCCAAAAUGCCUCCUUCACGGCCAUGAGGCAAAACCCUAUGUGCAGCUCCAUCUUGCUCCCUGCAGACAUCAUGGACCAGACCAAAGGCCAGUUCCUGAGGAAGGGCAUCUGUGGGGACUGGAAGAACCAUUUCACAGUGGCACAGAGUGAGACCUUCAACAGAAUCUACCAAGAGAAGAUGAGGGGUUUGGACGUGGCCUUUCCUUGGGACAGAGACCAGGAUCCAGACCUAACUGAGGCCAUCUGAGUAAUGAGUAUCAGCCAUCUAUUGGCAACAGGGGUAAUGGGUUGCUGUUGGACACAGGGAGUUGAAUCCUGGGGUAUAAAUGUCUGCAACAUGAAGCAGAGUAACUUUUUUGGUAGCUGCAACCAGCUGAGAUGUUUUCCUGGGGUAGCAGGAGAGCAGCAGAGAAAAUAGGGAGGGGGAUGUGUGUGGAGGUGCCCUUUCUAUUUGCAGUUCCCAAUACAUGGGUGCUCUGAAUCCAUGGAGUUUUUCCAAGCAUGAUGUACACUGUCAGGUCUGGGUAUUGCACAGGAUUGAAUUCCUGGGAAAGAAUGUCUGUACAAGGCAGUGUUGCCAGUGCACCUCUGUUGAUCUACUGUUGAUCUAUUAUCAUAGAAACUAAACUAAGUGAUGAGUUUAAAUGAAGCAAAGCCAACUGUGUGCUGUAUCAUGGGGAUUUACUAGCUCAGCAUAGUCAGUGAAUGGGAAAUAUGUGCUGCAGAACAGGAACUUCCUGAGAUUCUACCCAAGAACUAGCAGGAUCAUGGCCAAGUGCAUUGCAGAUAGUCAGACUUGUAAAGACUUUUUGUCUAUGUCAAACCCUACAGAAGGACUUAGUGAUAUCAAAGAAGGGGAAGACUUUUGUGCAUUUUGGCUCAGACACGGUUCUGUGAUGUGUGUAUCUCCAAGCCUCCACAGAGCAUACAGGGAAACCCAGCUCUUUGCAAGUGCCAAAAUACAGCUUGUAAAAUACCCCACAGCUUUACUUCCUGGACAUCCUGCCAGAGUCACUUAGGCAUGACUCCAGCCUUGGCCAGACACAACCUGAUCUAUUCAGCCAUAGAAAGUUAUCUUAUGGACAGUGAGCAGUGCCUUCCAUAUUGGUAGGUCUGGCAUGUUCAUGUUGUGCAGUGUCAUAGCUAGAAAGUGACCCAACAUAUAGUAAGACUAUUAACCUAGUUGGCAGUGCAGACUGACGUGUUUAUGGUGGACCCAUUCAGGCCCAUCUCAUUCUGGUUAAUGAUCAUUAGCGUGGGAGCUUAGAAAUAAAGGAUAUGUGGCACAGCAUUAGCAGGUGCCUACAAAGUUAUGGUCAAAAUUGUUUCCUCUUUUAUAAACUACAGUAGAAUGAUCUAGCUCGUGUGCUGAUUGCCUUAUUUAUAUGUUUGCAUUCGAGCUAUGUGUGAUGCAUUCUACACCAAGCAUGAUUAUUACUGUCCCACCAGCCUGCUAAUACUGUGGGUUUGGGCCACUGCCUUAGCCAGACUUUGUAGAAACUGAUUAUCAAGCAGCUUGUGGGGCAACAGGCUAUGUUCAUAUCCAAAUAAAGAUGAGUUAAGCGCUGUGUGGUGUCUCCAACGUCAUUCAGUGCACAUAUGGUACCCACUUUGACCUUGGAGAUAUUAAAGCAUUAGAUACAGGCCUGAUGCGAUGAGCAAUGAUGCAUACAAAAGCCUUUUAUUCAAUAUAAAAUGACCGAAAGGCUUUGUUGGCUACUGGAAAAGAAGUUUUAAGCCUCUUAAACUCCUUUUCCAGCAAGAGAAGAGCGUAUGGAAAAUGCAGCAAAUACAGGUGUUCCAGCUGAAGAGUUAUUUUCAUGAUUGCUGUUUCUCCAGUUAACUCACAUCAUGAAUAUGUAGAAACUAAACUCUGUGCUCAGGGGAAGCCAUCAUUUGUAUUUUAUGCCCUUGAAUGUUCUCACCUCGGAUCCACCACCAAAUUUCGCAUUGCAUUAAUGCACUGAUGUCAAGUCCCAAACAAAAUCUCUUUGGUAACUUGUUUCAGUUCUCACAUCUAAUCUUCAUCCCAUAGAAAACAGCCAUGACAGGCUUCUUAAGAUCCCGCUAUCUCAAAUAUAUUGAUCUGAGGAGCACAGCAAAUCUGUUGUCAGAAUGUGGAGUGAAGAGCAUCUCCAAAGCAAGCACUGCGAAGUAUGAGCAUUGCUACCCAGGUGCUCUGUGUGAUACUAACCCACCAAAGUUUGGGUAUAAGCUCUUUCCCACCUUGGCUGCACAAAGCCACACUCUUCAUACUCUUUUUUACACUAGGAAUGCUAAUGAUACUAAAUCUGGAUCCUCAGAACACGGUGAUGAUGUUAUUAGGAGACAGCACAGACACUUAUUAUCUUCAGAGAAACUGAUCACCUGGUUAAAGACACAGGAGGUCUUUGUCGUCCCACGUUCAUAACAAACUGAUAAUGAUGAUGCUAAAGCAGCCAAAGACACUGCUUUCCCUGGUGUGAAUGCACUGGACAAAUCAAAUGUGUGGCUGCAGUAAAAUCAAGACACUUAGCUUAUUUUCAUGCUUUCCUGAGGAGAUGCAUCAGAGCUGGGGUCUGAUCCACCUGCUCCAGCACAAGGUCGUCUGUGGGAUGCAGCAUGGAGAUCAUGAGAGACAGUGGUCACACCUGUAAUGUCCCAUUGCCACUUGAACCCAAACAUUAGGUCAGACAUAGAACAAAAUAGAAUAGUUCAGUAGGAAGGGACCUAAAAAGAUGAUUGGGCCCAACAGCCCAAUCUCUUCACAAUUAACUAACCACUGAAACAUACUGUUAUGGGCAUUAUCCAAAUGCUUCUCACCAUAGUUUUGGCUGGGAAAUUUGUAUAUCCAUUUUAUGUACUAUUUCUCCAUCGAUCCUUUUACAGAGCUCUGUUCUGCAUUUUUGAUGAAAAUAGUGCUGAUUCCUUACUGGUGUUUAAGCUGCUGCUGAGUUUAUGUUUUCAUCCACCAAACUGGCAUUCUUAUCAUACAAGGAGAUCAAGUCAAUAAAAUAGGAUUUACAUUUUAA